AUGACAAUCGAAUACGAAACCAAACAAUUAACUCCAUCUCAAACCAAAAUCAUUUUGGACACCGUUCCAAUUUUAGAAAAAGCCGGUGAAACAUUAACUCAAAAAUUUUAUCAACGUAUGUUGGGAAAUUACAAUGAGGUCAAACCAUUUUUCAAUUCUACCGAUCAAAAAUUAUUGAGACAACCAAAAAUUUUAGCAUUUGCUUUGUUGAAUUAUGCUAAAAACAUUGAAGAUUUGACUCCAUUGACAGAUUUUGUUAACCAGAUUGUUGUCAAACAUAUUGGUUUGCAAGUGUUGCCAGAACACUACCCGAUUGUUGGUACUUGUCUUAUCCAAACUAUGGUUGAAUUGUUACCUCCAGAAAUUGCUAACCAAGACUUUUUGGAUGCCUGGACCACUGCUUACGGAAACUUGGCUAAAUUAUUGAUUGAUUUAGAAGCUGCAGAGUAUACCAAACAACCAUGGCAUUGGUUUAAAGAUUUCAAAGUGACAAGAAUUGUUCAAGAAUGUAAAGAUGUGAAAUCUGUAUACUUUACCCCAGUUGAUAAAGAACUUUUGCCAUUACCUAAACCUGAACGUGGUCAAUACUUGUGUUUCAGAUGGAAAAUACCAGGUGAAGAAUUCGAGAUCUCUCGUGAAUACUCAAUUUCCGAAUUUCCUAAGGGAAACGAAUAUAGAAUUUCUGUCAGACAUGUCCCAGGUGGUAAAAUAUCAGGAUACAUUCAUAAUGAUUUGAAAGUUGGCGACAUUUUGAAAGUUGCUCCUGCUGCUGGUAACUUUGUCUAUGAUGCAUCUACAAACAAGGAAUUAGUCUUUGUUGCUGGUGGUAUUGGUAUUACACCCUUGGUACCUAUGAUUGAACGUGCUUUAGAAGAGGGAAGAAAAGUCAGACUCUUGUACUCAAAUAGAUCUGCCGAGACCAGAGCAUUUGGUAAUCUUUUCAAAGAAUACAAGUGCAGAUUUGGUGACAAGUUUCAAGUUAAUGAAUAUUUUUCAGAAGAUAAUGUCAUUGAUGACAAGGUUGUUAUUGACAAAGUAUUCAACCGUAAAUUGACUACUGAUGAUUUAGAUUUUAUUGCACCAGAACAUGAUGUAUACCUUAUUGGUCCAAGAGAAUUCAUGAAAGAAAUGAAAGUUCAUUUGGGUAAAAAGAAUAUUCCUGUCAAGCUUGAAUAUUUUGGUCCAUACGAUCCAUAA
Candida dubliniensis CD36 is the source of this 1197-nucleotide messenger RNA. RefSeq names its product Yhb1p (gene YHB1). Gene Ontology annotation, biological process: cellular response to nitrosative stress; nitric oxide catabolic process. The record is from RefSeq and is a predicted model, not a curated record. Bases 1 to 1197 code for a protein of 398 amino acids. Gene Ontology annotation, molecular function: heme binding; nitric oxide dioxygenase [NAD(P)H] activity; FAD binding. NCBI's taxonomy places the organism in Eukaryota, Fungi, Ascomycota, Pichiomycetes, Serinales, Debaryomycetaceae. The transcript has a single exon. Gene Ontology annotation, cellular component: intracellular anatomical structure.